This is a messenger RNA of Dioscorea cayenensis subsp. rotundata (Guinea yam), 1087 nucleotides long. Its product is annotated as protein CDI-like. NCBI's taxonomy places the organism in Eukaryota, Viridiplantae, Streptophyta, Magnoliopsida, Dioscoreales, Dioscoreaceae. The transcript is spliced from 2 exons. The coding region runs from base 106 to 900 and encodes 264 amino acids. The record is from RefSeq and is a predicted model, not a curated record.
UUAUAAACACAAGGGCAGCAAGACUAAAAAUGAACAGAAUAGAAUAGAGAAAAGCCAUUGAAGGCAGGGGGAAAUUUAUUAAGAAACAACACCCCAUCAAUACUAAUGGCCAUGGACAUGAACAUUAACAUGGAGUAUCACUGUCCAAUAUUGAAGAUAUUUGUUGGUUAUGACUCCAGAGAGGAUGUGGCAUACCAGGUGUGCCGGCACUCGUUGCUGAAGCAUGCGUCAAUUCCAGUAGAGGUGAUCCCGCUGAAACAAUCAGAGCUCCGAGAGAUAGGGCUCUACACUCGUGAGCGUGGUCCAACAGAGAGCACUGAGUUCUCUUUCACCAGAUUCCUCACACCGUACCUAGCCAGGUACCAAGGCUGGGCGGUAUUCGUGGAUUGUGACUUCCUGUUCCUCGCGGAUGUGGCUGAGCUGAUGCAAUUGGCUGAUAACAGAUACGCACUCAUGUGUGUCAAACAUGAGUACCAGCCCAAGGAAGGAACCAAGAUGGAUGGUGUACUGCAGACCUCCUACCCACGCAAAAACUGGUCCUCAAUGGUGCUCUACAACUGCCAGCAUCCAAACAACCAAAUACUCACUCCCCAACUUGUCAGUUCUCAGUCUGGUGCCUUCCUUCACAGGUUCAUGUGGCUGGAGGACGAGGAGAUUGGGUCAAUCCCUUUCACUUGGAAUUUCUUGGUUGGGCAUAACAAGGUGGAGGAGAAUGAUCCCAUGACAAUCCCCAAGGCCAUACACUACACUUGUGGGGGACCCUGGUUCGAGGCUUAUAAAAACUGUGAGUUUGCUGACAUCUGGUUGAAAGAGCUGGAGGAGCUGAAAACAGAAAAGCCAGAGAUCAAAUCAAUUGAGCACAAGGAAAUGAUUAAGGGCAAGAUGUUGGUUAAGGCUUAGUAAAUGUGCAUAUUCCAUCCAUGCAUCCAUCCAAAGCGUAUUUACCAUCAUUAUUUGUUUUCAGUUAGUAUUUACAGUCUGGAGUCUGGAGUCUGGAGUCUGGACUCUGGACCGCCUUCUCUUAAAUUCUCAUGCCCUUUGUACUGUUCUAUAUUGUUGUGGAAUCCUAAGUGGUAUCUAUCAUCAA